This is a messenger RNA of Psylliodes chrysocephalus, 2380 nucleotides long. Lineage: Eukaryota; Metazoa; Arthropoda; Insecta; Coleoptera; Chrysomelidae. The record is from the annotation of a GenBank genome assembly.
CUUUGGCAAAAUCUGUAUAAAUAUAUGAGCGAUUUACAAAAAUGUUUCUAAAGUUAGAAAAAUUCAUGUACUUCUGAAGGUACAGUACAGAUACAUUCAAGAAGUUUUGCUGUAACUUUUUUUAAUAAUGUGCAGUGUUUUUAAGACUUAAACUCGCUUUUUUUUAAAUGUUUGAUAAAAGAAGGGAGAAAAGUGAAUAUUUACAUCCCUAUUUUCUACGUCAAUAACUAAACGGGAUAUUUUAUUUUGUAUCACUUUUAUGGGACAUACAACAUGCAUUAAAAAUUAUAAGUCAACAAAAGCGUAUAAUAAGGUACCUAAUCCUUUUGCGUAUGCCACUGGCAAAAUCGAAUUAAUAGUAUUUUCAGGUGAAAAUAAACAGAGAUUUCAAGAAAACAUAAAAUAUCUUCAUUUAGUCAUUGAAAUAGAAGAUAUGGUGCGUGAUACUUGAUUUAUUGAUUAAUACCUGUUCUACCGUAUUAAUUAUUUUUUAUAACACGUCACUCGGCGCGUAUUUAGUUUCAUUUUUUCAAUAUUAAAUUACAUCCGAGAGUACCUACCAGAAAAAUAUUAGGUAUACGUUGUAACAAGUCGGUCCAUUAAGUAAUAAUUACAUAUAAAAAUAAAAUAGGUAUUACCUAAUUGGUACCUAGUCCGUAUCCAUAAAGGUUUUUUAUUUAAAACAGAAUACGUAUCUAUCUAUCUACAUUCGUUCUAAAACAAAAACUAAUCAGUGCAAAAUGCCGAACGUUACUAAUUUGGUUAUUUUAGUGAAGGAAAGCUUAGAUCUUGCAAUGGAAAAAAUCACCACUAAUAUAAAGCAUAGAAGGAAAAAUAAUUAUAAAUCAAACAGGAUGUCUGAUGGUGAAGAAGGUGAUAUUGAUGAAGACAAUGAGGUGACAUCUGAUACUUGCGUAUUACUUAACAGUGGGCUUUCCUCAAAGACUGAUGUACUUAUUAAACAACAAGAACCGCUAUGGGUAACAGCAAUGCAGAUGUUUGUUCCUUUUCUCCUUGCCGGUUUUGGAAUGGUAGCUGCGAGUUUAUUACUUGACAAAGUUCAACAUUGGCCAGUGUAUCAAAACGUCACCGAAGUUUACAUAUUAGUACCUGCUCUUCUAGGUUUAAAAGGAAAUUUAGAAAUGACCCUGGCAUCUCGACUAUCCACCCACGCUAAUCUGGGUCACUUAGACACUCAGAAUCAGAUGAUCAGCUUAAUUACAGGAAAUCUUGCCUUAAUAUUGUGCCAAGCCAUUGUAGUGGGGUUUCUAGCUUCAGUGGCUGCUGUUAUUUUUGGUUGGGUACCUACAGGAGAGAUUAAUGUCAAACACACUCUCUUGUUAUGCGCCAGUAGUAUUGUUACAGCUUUUGGAGCGAGUUUUAUUCUUGGUUUUGUUAUGGUUGGGGUUAUUAUAAUUUCAAGGUACUUUAAUAUCAACCCAGAUAAUGUAGCAACUCCUAUAGCUGCUAGCUUAGGAGAUUUAACAACUCUGGCGUGCCUAUCAUGGUUAGCCUCUAUUUUCUACCACACUAUGGACACUCAUCCAUAUUUAACUUCCAGCUCUAUAGUUUUAGGUUUACUUAUGGUGCCCAUUUGGGCUUGGAUAGCCAGCCGAAAUGAGCAUACUCACAAAGUACUCUUCAGUGGUUGGAGUCCGGUGAUUACAGCUAUGAUUAUCAGUAGUAUAGGAGGUUUAAUUUUAGAUUUCACGGUAUCCGAAUUUAAAGGAGUUGCAGUGUUUCAACUAGUCAUUAAUGGAGUUGGGGGGAAUCUUGUUGCUGUUCAAGCGAGCCGGAUCUCAACAGAACUUCACAGUAUUGCACAACCAGGGCGUUUGCCACAUCACAUGCAAGUUUGUAUGAGUCCAUGUUCAGCAUUUUGUGAUAAAAAGGAAACGAGUCAUGCUGGUACCGCUCAGAUGCUUAUGCUGAUGGUAAUACCUGGCCACUUAAUAUUUACUUAUACAAUCAGUUACUUAGAAGCAGGUCAUACAUCUCUUACAUUCAUUUUUGUAGCGGUGUAUUUGUCCGCUGCGUUGUUACAAGUAUUUUUGUUGUUAUAUAUUGCCCAAAUUAUGACUUUGAAUAUGUGGAAACUUGGCAUUGACCCUGAUAAUUCAGCUAUUCCUUAUCUAACAGCUUUGGGAGAUUUAUUAGGGACUUUACUUCUUGGAAUUGCAUUCCAUUUCCUCUACAUCAUUGGAGAUAGGGACAGUGAUGUUGGAGAUUAAAGUCUUCAAGGAUGGACUGUUCUGUUUAAAUGCCAUACUCGGGGCCAUAUACUUAGAUAUUUUGUGAUCCUGUUUUAUUGUACAAAUCCUGUUGGAAUCAAAGAAAUUGAAAAUUCUAGGUGCUAUUUAAUAAUAAAUUUUUCUAUUAA